AUGUCGAAUCCUACUCUUCUGAGUCAAAUCCGUACUUUGGUAUCUGUAGAUAUCGACUCUAUGAGCACCGCUGUUGCUACUCGACACACUGAUUCAUCGACCCUGUUUUGUGACAUGACAUCAAACCAGGCUAUUGUACACAACGAAGCCGUGCUCCCUGAAAACGCUCAUGUCUUGAAAGAUAUCUCGGAAUACAUAAAUUCUACUGGCAUAGAUAUCAAAGAAGAGUCAGGCGUGUUGAAAGCCAUUGAUCUGGUGGCCGUGCUAUUAGCAAAACAAGUGUAUCCUUAUCUCACUGGAUAUGUUCUUGUGCAGACAUCCCCAUCCUUCGCGUUCGAUACCGAGAAAACCAUCGCGCAUGCCAAGAAUCUGGUGUCUACUUUUGAAGCAAAUGGCAUUCCCAGAAAUCGAGUCUGUAUCAAAAUCCCUACUAGUGCCGAAUCGAUCGUUGCUUGUCAGUAUCUAGCAAAAUUAGGCAUCAACACCCUAGCUACCUGCCUGUUCUCUGUUCCGCAAGCUGUGGCUGCAUCACAAGCAGGUUGUUUGUAUGUGGCCCCUUAUUUCAAUGAACUUCGCAUGCACUUCGAGCCCGGACUUUGGAAGGAAUACCAGGACACAGUGAAAGAGCAUCCCGUCGUACCCGUCAUACAAGCCAUUGUAUCUAUUAGUCUCAUACCAUAUCAUACGGUUAUCGCUCUCGUUCGACUUCGUCCAGACCACUUGACACUCUCGGGAGCAGUCCUUGACAAAUUAUCUUCUACACCAGCUGUUUCAGAAGAAAUGUUUUCUGAGGUCAAUAUUGGCGUCACCGCAAGCAGAGAAGUUUUAGAGAUCAACUACCUUGUUAAUGGUGCCGAACCUCUAAAGAAGGCGCUGGAGCUUGACGCAGAAGCAAAUCGGAAACUUCAAGACGCCGUCAAGAUUUUCGGUGAAAUGGAAGAUAAAACGAAAGAAUUUCUUCGUGCUAGGUUUGCCUCUUGA
This is a messenger RNA of Serpula lacrymans var. lacrymans S7.9, 981 nucleotides long. RefSeq lists its product as uncharacterized. Gene Ontology annotation, molecular function: transaldolase activity. Bases 1 to 981 code for a protein of 326 amino acids. The record is from RefSeq and is a predicted model, not a curated record. NCBI's taxonomy places the organism in Eukaryota, Fungi, Basidiomycota, Agaricomycetes, Boletales, Serpulaceae. Gene Ontology annotation, biological process: pentose-phosphate shunt, non-oxidative branch; carbohydrate metabolic process. Gene Ontology annotation, cellular component: intracellular anatomical structure. The transcript is spliced from 7 exons.